AUGCCUCCAGGUCCGCCCGCGCAUCUGCGCCUCUCUGCACUACAGGGAGGCGCAUCCAUCUUUCCGCCCGUCCUGCCCGAAAUGACGCCUGAAUCUCUCGCUGCAGCCGCCAACCAGUACAAGCAGCCCGCACCUCCCCCGACUCUCCCCCUCCUCCAACUCCCCGGACGACAUCAGGAACCCUUCCGUCCCGCAUCGACCGUGCAUGUCGUAGACGACACCGAGUACUCGGACACGGACGGCAGUGUCGACGAGGACACGAACGCGGUUGCUGGCCCGAGUUGCCCUUUGCACCGGCGUUGGCCAGCUCGUGGCGAGCAUGUCUCAGCCUCUAGCGAAGGGGCCCGUACAAAGCGGAUGAGCGAGCCAGAACUAGCGCGCGUCGUUGACGACGUCGGCGUCCUCGUGCGCAGAGAGUACGACUGCUGGGUCGAGGCAUGUUGGAACGAGGCGUUCCAUCACGUCUUCACACACUCGAUCCCGGCCUUUAUCAUCUCGCUGAUCCUCGCCGGCGCAAACCCACAGGGCAUGCGCAGACAGAUUGUACAUGGCGGUGCGCAGCUCGACAAGCUGUUCAUGACCGAGAUGCUGCGCAACCUCCAUUUUGAGAUGGAGCGGCGCCUGACAGGACGGCUUGUUCCAGAAGGGCGGGGCGAAGGUGGUGGGGCGUUGCAGUCCGCUGCAGCAGCCAUUGGGGCAGGAGGACUAGGCGCGCAACCACCACCAGGAGCGACACCAGGUUUACCACGUGACGGCGUGUGUACGCACGACCUGGGACUGGCCCACGGUGCGCCGCCGGACGAUGACGACCACGCCGCCUGUUUGUGCCAAUUGGUCGCGUGUCCGGUGUGUCUACACGCGGCCGUGCGGCAACGAAAAGCGCCAGUGGGGUUGCUACCCGCGAACCUGGCGAACACUCACAUUGCAGAGGGAUGGGCUGGUGGUAUCGAGUCGCCCGAACAAGAACGAGCGCGGCGCGCAGACACGGACCUAACGCUCGACAUUGGCAUCGACGAGGAUGAGCGGCCUGCCAACAUCUCAAUGGGCGGAAAGGGGUUCGUGCAUAUACCGAAGAAGCCAACUCCGCCCGAGAUGCGGCGUCCCCAAGUCUUCCCUCAUCCACAAAUGACCGACGUCCUCGCCGUCGAGGAGCAUCUCAGGUGGCGACUGAAGGAGCUGGGUGCCGACGACCCGAGCGUCAUCUCCCGCUAUGGGCCGAGCACGAACGCGCCUGCCGCGCUCGAGGGACUGGAGGUCGCGCUCAGGCUCGACGAGGACGACGACGCGUCCGAGACGUCGAGCGUCAACAUCCCGAACGGCAAGAACGGGCGUAGAGUCGCGACGGGACGCGCAAAAGGCCGCAACAAGACAGUCAAGUUACCCCCCAAGGCGCUCAAGAAACCCGAGCGCAAGGUCUACCUCCCGGAAGAGUGGGCCAAGGCCGAGUCGGGGGUACGCAACACGGCGAUUGUCCUGACGUUUCGCCAUUUUGUCAAGCUUCUACACAAGGUCGCCGUGUCCAACUCGCCGUUCCAGUAUGCGGGAUACGAGAAGGACAUUGAGGCGCUCGAGGCCGGGCACCCAGUCGCGAUGUACCGGUGGCUCACGGAGCAGACUGCACGGCGGCGUGGCGGGCGCGAGGGCAAGGCGUGGACCGAGUGCAUGGACCGGUGGACUGAGGAGUUCGGGGCGCAGGACAAGACUGCCGGCAACGUGUUCGUCAAGGACGAGGCGUUUGAGGAGGCUGUGCGGUACUAUACGCGCGCGAUCAGCUUGGAUGGCAAGAAGACGGUAUAUUAUACGAACCGCGCGCUCGCGCUCAACAAGAUUGGGCGGUAUUCCGAGGCCGAGGCCGAUUGCACGCACAUCCUUAACAAGGACGGCAAGAACGCCAAGGCCAUAUACCAGCGUGCGGCGGCGCGCGCCGGCCUCCAGCUGUGGCGCGACGCCGAGGCGGACCUCAAGCUUGUGCUUCGGCUGAACCCCGCUAACGACUCGGCCAAGAACCUCCUCGCUACGGUCAAGCCCGAGGUUGCCAAGUUGCCCAAGCAGAAGCACGAGGACGCGCUCAACUUUUGA
Cutaneotrichosporon cavernicola is the source of this 2079-nucleotide messenger RNA. RefSeq lists its product as uncharacterized. The coding region runs from base 1 to 2079 and encodes 692 amino acids. Lineage: Eukaryota; Fungi; Basidiomycota; Tremellomycetes; Trichosporonales; Trichosporonaceae. Gene Ontology annotation, molecular function: heat shock protein binding. Gene Ontology annotation, cellular component: mitochondrion; cytosol. The transcript has 2 exons. The record is from RefSeq and is a predicted model, not a curated record.